Vitrella brassicaformis is the source of this 3783-nucleotide messenger RNA. The record is from the annotation of a GenBank genome assembly. NCBI's taxonomy places the organism in Eukaryota, Vitrellaceae.
CCGGUCAGCGACGCGUGCAGGUAAUCUCUAACUACCUGCACUACUCUCUAUAGGCAUUCCCACUCCAUCGAUGGAGCCUGCCUGCCUUCCUCCUUCGUUAUCCACAGAUCUUCGCUGCUGCGAUGCAUUCCGCCGACAGAUGACUGUCCGCCGCAUGGACAGAGACAGAUAGACGGCUGACCGCCGAGACACCCAAACCACACACGGGCUGGUAGCUAGUGGCGUCGCACCUUGGACGCCUUCUGGAUGAACGCCGCCGCCAAGUCCUCACCUACACGCAUCCAGACAUCAGACAGUGGUCCAUGAGUGCCUGUGUGCGAGAGUGGAGGGAGACACAUGCUCCCUCUCCUCUCUCACCGUUGAGUAUCUUGAGGGCCUCCUGCAACGACUCGAUUUCCUCCUUGCGGCGCGCCACACGGUCCUCAUAACUCACACUGAACAACAAAGAAGGAGGGGAGACACAACAGACGGCAAGAUGCGCGGAAGGUAUGGACUGGAUGCGAUGCCUUCUCGUCGUUGGUGUGCUGUGCUGCACAGCACACACCUGGUGUCAACGCAUGCGGGCUUGAGCUUCUCGUAGUAGGCCAGGGCGGCGUCCAGCUCCUUCUGUGCACCUUCAUGGUCCUAAACACACACAUACACACACACAUACAGAUGCAUGGACAAGAGGAUCGGUGAGAGUGCGGCUGGCGUGUGCAGCUGUCGGCUGACCGACCUGUAUCUUCUCCUGUUUGUCACCCUCGAGUGUGUGUUUCUUCUCAGUCUUGUCCUCGAUGUCCUUCUCCAUGGUCGCCUUGUUGACCUGAGACUCCAUCAUAAACUAACACACACACACACACAUGGAGGAGUCACUGCAUCCAUUUCUCUCUCGUUCGAUUACCGAUAGGUAGUCUUUCGAGGCUUGCUCCUCAUCUGCUUUCGUCUCCGUCUCAAGUCUGCAUCAACCGACCAACACACCCCACACACAUAUACACACACGAUGUGCGUGUGUACGUCUUCCCCCCCACACCCAGCAAUCCAGCCGCCCACCUGGCAAAGUCGGAUUGGAUGACCUCGAGCAUGGCGACCACGCCGCCCUUGCCUCCUUGCCCACCGCCCUUGAACGACUCGUCCCACGUCAUGGGUGCGUCCGCCUCGGGUGUCUGGUACAGGGCUGACUUGAGCUGCAGGAACGCUGUCGCCUCGCCGGCCUUGGCGUAGAAUUCCUUGAGGAUGGUCAGCGCCUGGGCGACGGCAGUUUGGGCCUCCUGGGCAUCUGGGGGACACACACAGCACAGCGAGAGGAACCAGGAUGUCUCUCUGUCCCUUUGUGUUUGUGGGUAGCUAAGGGCGCGUACGUACCGGCGAUGGUUUGUUUGUUGGUUUCCUUCUCCUUUUGUCGGUGUUCGCUCGCCUUGGCCAUGGCAGCCUCCAGCUCGCUGAGCUCACUGGUGGUGUCCGCGACCUCCUGCGCCAGCUUGUUGAUGUUGGCAGUCAGCUCCUCGACCUCGGAUGCCAAUGUGUCCACCUCAUCGCUGAUUUGGACACACACACACACACACACAGAGGGAGAAAGGCGUGUGUCUUGGUAUUCUGGGGGUCUGGGGGUCGGCUGUAUGCUGACCUUUUGCUCUUUCUGGUCUGUUCGUUGGCCUUGAGCUCAGUGUCGCACCAGCCCUUGUGCUCCGCCUCGGCAUUGGCCUCCUCCUACACACCAAUGGCCAACCAACACACACAACACACCCCACACACACUCGCGCCAAUGCAGCUGAUGUGUGUGUGUGCGUGUGUGCGGUGGUGGGUUACCAUGAGUCGCACGAUGAGGUCCUGGAUCAUCUUCUUGACUUUGGUGAAUGGGUCGUCUGCCACCUUGGCGGACAAGGAGAGCAGGACCGACGAGUUGAGCUUCUCGGCACGGGUGCGCAGGAACUCCGCAACGGUCGUCUGCACCGCACGGCGGGACUUGGAGCCAACCUGAACCAUGCAUGAGCCCAUGACGCACACACACUUGGGGGUGGGGUGUGGGGGUAUGUGUGUCGCUGCAUUGUUGUCACCUGGAUGAAUGAGGUGGCCUUGACGGCGUGGGCGUGUCCUCUGUUCUUCUGGAUGAGUGUGGGUGUCUGCACCAGGGUGGGCAGGUACUUCUCCGCGUGUGGCUUGACGGUCGACUCCAGGACGUCAAUGGCCUGCGUCACCGCCUCAAUCUCCUCACCACGCAGCUGCACACACACAACACACAACACACACACACACACAACACAGAGCAAUACCGCCACCCACUCUUUGCCCUCCCCCUCCCCCCACAACGCACCUUUUGUCUCGACUCAAAUUCCUGGUUCUUGGUCUCACACUGCGCCUUAAGGUCGGUGAGGUACUUCUUGUCACCCUCAUACGUCUGUGUGGUAUCGGCGAGCUCGCCCUUCCUGUCGCCGGCGUUCCGCAGCUUCCUGCCCCGCACCUCUGUCUUCUGGUCGCGGCUCUUUGUGGCCGUGGCGAUGGAGUUCUGGAGGUCUUGCGAGAGCAUCUCGUAGGCGUGACGGGCGUUGGCCUGCACACAAAGGAAGGGCGGAGGGCGCAUUCAUUGUGUGGGGUGUGGGGUGGGGUGUGCGCUGAUGUGGGGUACCUCUUCUUUCUCGAGUUGGGUGCGUUCGUCGAUGAAUUUGUCGAGGAGCUUCUCGAGCAUGUCGGUGACCCCACCACUUUGGAACUCAUAUGCAUGCGCCUCGGGGGCCUUAUACCUACACCACACACACACACAGACAUGGAUGCAUCUCUGCUCUGCACGCGUAGAUGUCUCCUGUCUGUGUGUGUAUGUGUGUUAGCUACCCCAGUCCAGUGGCUGCUGGUGGCUCCUGUGCCGACUGCAGGAAUGCGUCGAUGUCGGUGCGGGCCGCGGCGGGCAGCUUGGUGCGGAGCGUCUGCAGCAGCGAUGCCGCCUGGGCGCGGUUGAAGCUCUGCUCCUUCAGGACUUUGAUGGCACGCUCCAACGCGUCAAUGGACUCGGAAUAAUCUGUUUUCGCCAUACAGGACACACAACAGACAGACACAGAUGCGGUCAAUGGAGGCAUAGAUCUUCCUCAGAUCUCCCUGUCCUGUUUGCCCACCUUUGUGUGUGGCGACAAAGUCGGUGUUCUCGUGUUCUCGGAUCUCAGUGGCGUCCUUGUGGUCGGCGUCCCACGUGGCUAUGUCGGCGUCGUGCUGCUGGAUCUCCUUGGCCAGCCGCUUGGCGUGGGCCUCGAACUUGCCGAUCUGGGCCUCAAGGGUCUCCAUGAGAGUCCUGCACAGUGUAGGUGGACAUGGGUACGCGUAGAUCUACAGAUACAUCCAUCUGUGGAGGGAUAUCAUGGCUGGCUUACGUGGCUUCCUUGAUGGCGGCGUCCUUGGUGGCAGAUGUGUCGAUGCACCACUGCUUGUAGGCCGCAAAGGCCAGCUCCUCUUCCUUCUUCUCCUUCUCGCCCUGAGAUAGACACGCCUGCACACACACCGCACCACCCGCAGAGAAGGAAAGAUCUCAAGAUCUCUCUCCCAGGCGGCAGCUGGAGAGAUCUGUGGCAGAUCUGUUGUGCAGAGGCCAUCCAUCCAGCGCACCUUGAGCAUCUCGAUGACCUUGACCGUCGGCGUCACGGCAGCCUGCACCACAUCAUCAACCGUGGAGGCGUGUGUAGUCCCGACGUGCUGCGGCGGGUGCGGUGGGAGUCGUGCGUGUCGGUGAGUGAUACCUUGUACUUGAGGAGGACGGCCGAGCUGACGGCGACGAAAACCAACGAGAGCAAGACCUUCAUCCUGAAAAUGCGGGCAAAGAAU